UGCUUCAAUUCCGAUUCCAAAACAUAUAUUCUGAGACAUAUCUUUCAUUCUUCGUUGACUUAUGUGAACUCCUAUAAGUAAUAACUCUAAAUAACAAAAAAUAAAAUAUGUCAAUGUUCUACAACGCUGAAUGGGGCUAUCUAGAGGCCAUAACGCGGGGCUUUAAGAACGGAAUGCUGAAGCACUCCGACUAUUUGAACCUCACCCAAUGCGAUUCUCUUGAGGAUGUGAUGAUAAGCAUACAGGGUACGGACUAUGGCGUCAUCUUUGGAAGUGACAGUUCGAAGCCGUCUGUGGAGGUGAUCGAUAAGUGCCUGAGGGAUAGACUGCUACAGCAGUACUAUUAUAUACGCAGUCAUUCAACGGAACCACUAACCACAUUUAUGGAAUACCUUCGAUAUCCCUUUAUGAUAGAUAACGUGGCCCUGCUGGUCGCUGGCCUCAAUAACCAUCGAUCCAUGAAACGUUUGUUGAGUAUGUGUCAUCCGUUGGGAUUCUUCGACCAACUGGGAGCCAUCGAAGUGGCCACAAACUCUUCGGAACUUUUCGACGCCGUGCUUAUAGAUACGCCAAUUGCUCAGUUUGUUCCACCCGAUCUGCCCUUGGAGGCACUGCGCUCCAUCGACGUGGAGAUUAUACGGGCCACCCUAUACAAGGCUUAUCUGGAGAACUUCUAUGCCUAUUGCAAUAAGCUAGGAGGUAAUACAGCCGACGUGAUGUCAAAACUUUUGUCCUUCGAGGCGGAUCGUCGGGCUAUCACUAUAGCGAUGAAUGCAAUCGGCAGUGAUAUCAGUCCAAAGAAUCGACUAAAGAUGUUCCCCUCCUGUGGCUUUUUGUCCAAGGCGGCCUUAGACACCAUGUCCACUUUGAAUGAACGGGAUAAAAUUCGGGAGUUAUGCAAUUUGUACGAGGGAUAUGGCAGAAUGUUUGACAAUUUCGAGCGGGACACCGACGGAAUAAUCACAUUAGAAGACCGCUUCCUUAUGUUGGAGGCUAAGAAGAAUGUCCAUGCCUUUCUGCAGCAGUUCCACUUUGGAAUCUUCUACUCCUUCAUCAAACUCAAGCACCUAGAGUGCCGCAACAUUGUCUGGAUAAGCGAGUGCAUUUCGCAGCGUCAGACGGAUAAAAUCAAUACCUAUAUACCCAUACCAUUUGACUAAUGACUUACUUAUAAUUAACUAGAAUUUUUUUUAUUUUAUUCUAGAUUCAAAGAUUUGCAUUUUCUUAAUUUU
This is a messenger RNA of Drosophila eugracilis, 1232 nucleotides long. It is a transcript of the gene VhaAC39-2, whose product is annotated as probable V-type proton ATPase subunit d 2. Gene Ontology annotation, biological process: vacuolar transport; vacuolar acidification; proton transmembrane transport. The transcript has 2 exons. Lineage: Eukaryota; Metazoa; Arthropoda; Insecta; Diptera; Drosophilidae. Gene Ontology annotation, cellular component: early endosome; plasma membrane proton-transporting V-type ATPase complex; proton-transporting V-type ATPase, V0 domain. The record is from RefSeq and is a predicted model, not a curated record. The coding region runs from base 108 to 1160 and encodes 350 amino acids. Gene Ontology annotation, molecular function: proton-transporting ATPase activity, rotational mechanism.